AUGGGCCUCUUCUCUCGUAGAGACAAGAUUGCAAAGGCGGACCUGCAGUCUACACCCGCCCCCCUAAACACAUCCUACUCCAACUCGAGCGUCCACUCGGCCGGUUCCAUGAGCUGGGCAAAGAGAACCUCUGCCGGGAGCGCCACCAAUGGCACCAGCAGUAUCAGCAGUCCCCCUCUAAUAUCGCCCAGGGGUCCCGUCAAGAUGCCCAAGAUGGAUAUGCCGCGCCCGCCCGAUCCCAACCUUGACCCCGCCGGAUAUCUUCGUAGUCUAGUGGCUGUCAGGGAGCGCAGCCAAGUUAUAUACGAGAAGGCUCUGCGAGACGACCUGGCUCACUUUGACGUCGACAUGGACAAGAUGUCUGAUGUCGUAUCUUUCGUCACUCGAUUGAUCAGGAGAGAUUUCGACGCCCCCUAUACCAGCAUACCACCUCACAGCCGCUACCAGCACUUUUGCGUCGGCGGUCGCGACCGCAUCGCCCAGCUCCUCUCUACCUGGCCGUCCGAGGUGGAUAACACUGAACGUUGUAGGCGCUUGAUCGACCUCUUCCUCGUCAGCGUCCUCAUUGACGCCGGCGCGGGUACAGAGUGGUCUUACAAGAGCUCGGACAACGGCAGGGUAUACCGCCGCUCUGAGGGCAUUGCCAUUGCUAGCUUGGAAAUGUUUAAAUCUGGCCUCUUUUCCGGCGACUCCUCCAACAGGGCGCAAGUCGACAAGGUUGGUCUUCGGGCUCUUACUCCCGAGAAGCUGGCUGCCGGUCUGCAGUCGCGCCCAGGAAAUGAGAUCGUCGGUGUAGAGGGUCGAGCAGAGCUGCUGAUCAAGUUGGCCGAGGCUCUUGAGGAGAAGAAUGAAUUUUUCGGCGGCGAUGGUCGUCCAGGACACAUGGUUGACCACAUCCUAUCACACCCGUCGACGCAGGCCUCUUCGAUGCCUAUUGUUCCUCUGACAGUCCUCUGGAAUAUCCUCAUCAAUGGCUUAUCAUCCAUUUGGCCCCAGUCGCGCACAUCCGUCAACGGCAUUCCCUUGGGUGAUGCCUGGCCAUGCCAGUCCAUGCCUCGAGAAAACGGUGGUGACUGGGAGACUAUCUUGCCCUUCCACAAGCUGACCCAGUGGCUCGCCUAUUCGGUUAUGCAGCCCAUGCAGUCGCUCCUACGCAUCCAUUUCGCCGGUACCGAGCUGCUCACAGGCCUGCCCGAGUACCGCAACGGUGGUCUGUUCGUCGACCUGGGCGUCCUCAACCUCAAGAGCCACGACAUGGACCGCGGUCUGGAGAACUACUCCGACUACUGCCGCCGAACGAACACCAAGGGGAUUGAAGUGGCACCCAUGUUUGAGACGGGUGAUGACGUCGUGGUUGAGUGGAGGGCUGCGACGAUCGGUCUACUCGACCGUCUGUGCCUGGAUGUUAACAUGGUUCUCAAGAAAGACCUUGCUGGGAACCAGAUGACGCUACAGCAGCUUCUAGAGGCUGGAAGCUGGAAGGCAUGUUUAUCUCUGCCCAAUAUCAUGAGUCCGAGAGACGACGAAAACUAA
This is a messenger RNA of Geosmithia morbida, 1533 nucleotides long. Its product is annotated as Protein of unknown function (DUF1688). NCBI's taxonomy places the organism in Eukaryota, Fungi, Ascomycota, Sordariomycetes, Hypocreales, Bionectriaceae. The transcript is spliced from 4 exons. Bases 1 to 1533 code for a protein of 510 amino acids. The record is from RefSeq and is a predicted model, not a curated record.